ACCAGAGAAGGGGGUCAUCCAGCUGGCAACGGCUGCCAUCCUCAAUGCUAUCUGGGAUAUGUGGGCGCAUGCAGAGGGCAAGGUGAACCAUUCUUUCCCUUUUUAUUUAUUUAUUUAACUUCUGCAGUUUAUGCCAGAUUGAGCCCAUAAAGUGAAGUUUCUUAUGCUCUUGUACCAAUAUCAUUGAACCCAUUGCAAAUAUCUUGCACCAUGAGCAGUCGCAAAAAAUACAGUAGAAACUGAUUCUGAUCAAAUGAUACCCAGUACAAAUAUAUAAAACCUACAGUUGUCACAACAGGUGAGAACCUGUAUUUUAAGUUGCAUGCAUGUAAUGUCUUCCCCCCCCCCUCCCCCCUAAUACAGCCCCUGUGGAAGCUCCUUGUGGACAUGGUAAGAUCAAAUGGCAAUAUAACCUCAAUAUGGAGUAUUUAAAUCAUCUCCGUCUGUAGCAUCCUUAUUUCUGUGACUUUAUUAGCUACAGGGCGAAGGUUAAGAGAGAUUCGUGUAAGUGGUUAGGGGUAUAUCUAUGUGUUUCACAGGACCCAAGGCAGCUUAUCCGCUGUAUAGAUUUCACUUACAUCACUGAUGUGCUCACUGAACAGGAAGCAUUCGGUGAGAAAAUUAUUAUUAAAUGAUGUUUACGCAGAAUUUUCUGGCUUACAAAGCUCUCUCUCUCUCUGGAGAUAGAUAUUCUGGAAAAAGCCAACAAAGGAAAGCAGCAGAGAGUGUGGGUGGUGAGAUUUUCCCCAGCAGAGAGUAGUGGUGUGAUGUCAGUUAAAACGUGUUCACAUUCAGACGGACUCAGCAGCCGCACAGCAACGUUUGUAUGUUUAAAACCAAAUUCAACUUCAUUUAGGAUUCUUUCAGACUUCCACUAACAAUUUGCCAGACAGACCAUACAAUACAACCAUAUCAGCAAAUUACACUAGCAAAUGACACGAUGACCCCUUUGAUCCUUGUAGAGGACCAGAUGGUGAAGGAAGGAUAUCCAGCCUACACCACAUCCUGUGCCUGGCUAGGAUAUUCAGAUGAACAGCUUACACAGUUGUGUUCUGCUGCAUUAAGUGAAGGAUGGACCAGGUUUAAAGUGAAGGUCGGGGCAGACUUACAGGAUGACAUUCACAGAUGCAGGCUCAUUCGAAACAUGAUUGGCCCAGAAAACAUGCUGAUGAUUGACGCCAACCAACGAUGGGAUGUCAAUGAGGCCAUUUCUUGGGUAAGCAAACUAGCAGAGUUCCAUCCACUGUGGAUUGAAGAACCUACCUCUCCUGAUGACAUCCUUGGACAUGCUGCCAUUUCAAGGGCUCUUGCACCUUUGGGUAUUGGAGUCGCAACAGGAGAACAGUGCCAUAACAGGGUGAUGUUUAAGCAGUUUCUGCAAGCCUCUGCUCUGCAGUUUGUUCAGAUUGACAGCUGUAGGGUGGGCAGUGUCAACGAAAACCUUGCCAUCAUGUUGAUGGCUGCCAAGUUCAAAGUUCCAGUAUGUCCUCACGCUGGUGGAGUGGGACUUUGCGAGCUUGUACAGCAUCUCAUUCUGUUUGACUAUAUCUCUGUGUCUGCAAGUUUGGACAACAGGAUGUGCGAAUAUGUGGACCACCUUCACGAGCAUUUCAAAAAUCCUACCGUAAUCAGAAAUGCACACUACAUGCCUCCUAAGGAUCCUGGAUUCUCAUGCGAGAUGUUGGAGUCAUCAGUGCAGAAACAUCAGUUUCCUCAUGGAGAGGUGUGGAGAUGCAUUUUGGGGCAGAAACACUCACCAAUAUUCUGAGUAACUGCUGAUUUAACAAACAGCAAAUCUUUAAUUUAGCCAGAUCUUUUCUUACAAUGAACAAAAAUGAUUUCAAAAAGUACUAAAUACUGUGAAAGUUAAUAGUUUUUGAUAGAAACAUUGAUACUUUUAUCUGUAAGUUGUCUGAAGGUUAGUAAUAAAAGGGCAUUAAAAUAACUAAUUAGAAAAACAUUGCACUUUAACCUGUGCCAUUUAUGAAUUUCACAAUUAAACUGUACUCUCAUCCUGCUUAGUCUGCAUAUUAUACUUUAAGCUAAGCUUUACAUUAACCACACUGCAUAUUCAAGUAUAGUGAACUUAUUGUUAAUUGUAUGCUACUGAAAUAGUUACAUGUGGAGUGUUAAUUUAGAUUGAAACGAAGCCAACCAAGUAUUUUACCUGAAUAUUUACAUUUCUUGCAAAAUCACUGACUAACAAUAUAAUGGACAGUAUGUAAUCCUAAAUGAGACUGUUACAGAAGGAUGCCUGUUUACAUUUACCAAGAGGUUAUGUUGUUUAAACUGCCAUCUGCAUCUUGAUUGCGGAGUGUGGCUCAUAGUUGCAUAAAUCAAAAUCCUCAGCUCGAAAAUCAUCAAUGCGUUCCACGUUGCGAAGGAUCUUCAGUUUAGGAAAAGGUCGUGGCUCCCUUUGAAGCUAUAGGAGAGAGGAGGAAGAAAAACAUUAACGUAAACCAAUACAUACGCUGUUUGCGUGCACACGCUUUAAUAUAGUAUUCACCUCACCUGCACUUUUAGAGGCUCAAUGUGAUUGAGGUAGAUGUGGGCAUCACCAAGAGUAUGUACAAAAUCACCAGGCUGAAGAGGAUAGAAGGAAAAACAAAAAACCAAUGCAGAACAUCCACCAUGAGAAUAAAAGGAGUGUUAAUAUUUUUAGUAUCCAUCACUGUGGAAUUGAAUGCUUGUUUUUUUUUUUUUUAACCUGUCAUGAUGCACAAAAGAGGAGCCGUAAACUGGCAAGGAUUAGGACUUCUAAUUUUAAGAAGUUUUAAAAGUUAGCAUAACACCAUAGGACCGCGAGUUGGCCUAGUGGUUAGUGUGUCUGCCUCUCGACCAGGAGAUCACAAUUUCUAUUCGCAGUCAGGUCAUACCAAAAGACAAUCAUAAAAAUGGUACCUACAACCAUCUGGCAAGACACGCUGCAAUACAGAUGCGAGUGGCGAAGUCAAACUCUUGCAGUUACCAGAGGACUAGCCCAUCACUAUAACCCUAGCUGUACAGGCGAGAGGCUGAGGGCUAUGGAAACUGAGAUCGGCACUGCACCCAUACACCUUAAAGGAGAAAUGAAGUCAUUUUUAAACUUGCUUUAUUUCUUAAUUAACGUGUUAUUCAAUUACAUUUUCGGUUUUAGUAACCUUACAUCGUGACUCGUAUUGGCAACUAAUUGCAAUUAAAUAUUAUACUUAUCGGCCUAUUCGGUUUUUAGCCAUGUUGAAUUUAGUUCGUUUGGUCCACGGCAGGUGUCAGUUAUCCUCACAAGACUUGUGCAAGACUUCGAAACGUGAAGUGUCAGCCAGGUGUCAGUGCCACCAUUUUGAAAGCUAUUUUCCAAAUGAAAUAUUGCACAAAAACGAGUUUAAAUGACAAUUACUAACUACUUUUUCAAACUUUCCUGAUUGCUAUCAAAACAAACAAAACUUCCAGCUUGAUUACGUCAGCAUUCGAAAGAGGGCGCGCGCGUCUUUUGACAACGUUGGCAGAUGUCAGUCACUUUGAUUUCCGCUGUACGUUUUACUUCCAUCCUACAAUGUCUCACAGGUCUCAACGAAUCUCGUUUACUGCCAUUGCUUUGACAUACAUACUGAUUUAUUACACAGCAUAUUUCAAAAACACAACUUGCUAUAGCAGUGACGAUAGCUAUCAAAAAUGCAUUCCUAUAUUUAAUAAAAUGAGAAAUAGAAUUUUGAAAAAAAAAAAUUUUUGCCUUCAGUUCUCCUUUAAAGAGUUGUUAGUAAUGGGAAGACCAUAUUCUGGCAUGAGAAGGACUUUGACUUUAAUACCAACAGCCAAUCAUGAAAAAUAUUUUGUAACUUUAUAUAGUUUUUAGCUUCUUAUAUGGUUGGUUAAGAUAAUGCUGGCACAAAUUAUUCUGAAUCAAUUACACUGAUAAAUUGAUAGGAAAUAAUACGGCUCCAACAUUUGGAAGAGUGUAUACUGUUAUACAUCUUAUAUUGAUAGAACUCAUGAAUGAAAUGUGGAUAAUCAAUAAACGGCCACAAAAGUGUUAUUUGCAAAAGGAAAGUUAGAAUGUUAAACAAAGGGCUUUAAAGUACACUGAUACUGACCUAAAAAAAAUAAAAUCAGAAUGCAAGUUA
Neoarius graeffei (lesser salmon catfish) is the source of this 4100-nucleotide messenger RNA. RefSeq names its product enolase superfamily member 1 (gene enosf1). Gene Ontology annotation, molecular function: magnesium ion binding; L-fuconate dehydratase activity. Bases 941 to 1768 code for a protein of 275 amino acids. The transcript has 9 exons. NCBI's taxonomy places the organism in Eukaryota, Metazoa, Chordata, Actinopteri, Siluriformes, Ariidae. Gene Ontology annotation, biological process: carbohydrate catabolic process; amino acid catabolic process. The record is from RefSeq and is a predicted model, not a curated record.